This is a messenger RNA of Oreochromis aureus, 2437 nucleotides long. Its product is annotated as NACHT, LRR and PYD domains-containing protein 3. The coding region runs from base 66 to 1856 and encodes 596 amino acids. The record is from RefSeq and is a predicted model, not a curated record. The transcript has 8 exons. Lineage: Eukaryota; Metazoa; Chordata; Actinopteri; Cichliformes; Cichlidae. Gene Ontology annotation, molecular function: protein binding.
UCCAGUUUUUGUCUCAGAGACAUAGAGGUUACCCAUUCAGUGCUUCUUUCUAUGUCAAUGGCAUCAUGGUUACCAGGAUCAGUUCCUGCUGUGAGUACCGCUACACUCCUGGCUUCCAGCAGGGGAGGAAGAGCUGCUUCAGAUUGACUUGGCUGGCUGGUGGGAUACCCUGCUACAGAUGCACAAGUCUCCGAACCAAAUACAGCUCCAGCCAGCAGCUGAACAAGAGCACAAAGGAGAACUUAAAUCUUUCUCUAGAGCAGAGCACUGGCAAUGCAGGCGUCAUCGAGUCAUGUCCAUCAUCCCCUCUAUUUAUCCCAGCCAAACCUGUGAAGAAAUCAGUGAGGAGGACAACAAAACACACCAAGGAGGGCAGCAGAGGAUCAACAGACAGCGAAGACCUCCCUGUAGCUGGAAUUAAAGAGACCUCCAAAAAGAAACGACGCAAGGGUCAAACUAAUCAGAAGGAGAGCAAAGGCAAGACAGCUGAAAAUGACAGAGGGGAAGGGAGACAAGACGGCAAGAGCUCAACGAGGUCAACAAUCAUGGAAAAAUUUGAAGACAAGGCAUCGUCUGCCAGACGAGAGCAGGACAGAGCAACCGGCCCUGUCAUGAUCCUGCAUACGGGGCAGCCGCCAUUGAACACGACAAGCAAAUUUCCCGAUUCAUUGCAGGAUGAGGAAGCUCUGACUAAGCAGAACAGAGAGAAACAGAAGGGCCUUGGAUCAAAUAGGAAAAACAGAGAUGGGGAAAAGCUGAAGGACUUCUAUGAAGAAUGUGUGGAAAUGAGUGCUGCGUUGAAGCAAGGCCCAAGCAAACAUCACUGGUUCAAGGCAAACAUCCUGGAGAGGUGCCGGCUCCAGAAGAGGCUGUCAUUGGGCCCCAAAGCUCAACGCUCAGAUGUGGAGCUCAGUGCAGAAAGUGACACCAUUCUGCAGCAUGAUGGAAAGCCAGAGGAAGAAGAGGACAAGGCUAAUCAGAGCGCUGGCACGGAAGAGUCCGUUAGAGAGCAAGACCUGCAGGCACAGCUUCAUGCCAUGAUGACAGUGCUGAGCAUGUCUGAUGAGGUGGAGCAGCUAGUUCUGAGGAACACGGACCUCACAGAUGACCUUCUGCUGAGCCUGGCGGGGGCACUAAAAAGCAGCCAGUCUGAAGUCACACUACUCAAUCUCAACCUCAACCUCAUUGGCCCCUACGGUGCUCACAUUCUGCUGGACGUUCUGAGAGUGAAGCCCCAGGUCAAAGGCCUGCACUUGUUUGGGAACAAACUGCGUGACCAUGGAGUGCUGACCCUGUUGAACGGAAUAGCUGAGCUGCAGGAACAAACAGCAAGAGCAGCUGCUGCUAUCCAACAGGCUAUGCUUUUCCCAUCAGAACACAAUAUGCUACCUCAGCUGCCCUCUGGAUGGAGCUCUUUCAGGCUUUUUACACUUUUAGAGCUGGAUAUUGGAGGAAAUGGUUUGAGCAGUGAUGGGGUGAAAGUGUUAGCAUCAUAUAUGAGAUCCCAUUCCUAUCUUCAGUAUUUAGGGCUAGCACAGACCAGCGGUGCCGAUCUGGCAGCGUGGAAGGAACUUUUUGACAGCUUAAAAGGAAACAGCUCACUGACUCAGAUCAUCCUAGACGAAAAUAACUUGGGUGACCCCGGGGUCAGGCUGCUGGCUGACAUGCUGAAAGAGAACAUGAGUUUGCGGCAGGUGGAUUUAGACAAGAACUGCAUCAGCGAUGUGGGAGGAAAUGACAUCAUGGGGGCUUUGCUUUGCAGGACACAGUUUCCACUGAGGCAUCUGAGCCUCCAGGAGAACAACAUCAGUGCAGGACUAAUGAGCAGGAUACAGGAGGAGUGUUACCCCUCGUGACUCCACACCUACUUCGCUAAAAUCGACUCCAGCAAGACUCCAGGCUCGUUGAUCCAUCUGUCAUUCUAUUGAAUAAUUUGCUGCCUUCUGACAAAAAAGAAACCACAGUGAUUCAUUCCACCCACAGUAUUUACAAGUGGAUGACUUACCCACGACAUUUUCCCCCAGAGCAUUGCAGUAGCUCUUCUCCACUUCUACAAAUCAAAAGAGUUAUGGACAGUCAACUAUGCCACAUCAACUACCCCUAUUUUGUUGUUCUUGCGUCUUCAUGCGCUAGACAGUACUUCUAUUCAUAAUCCAAGAAGCAAAACUAGGCCACACUCAUCUGGAUUUCAGGGCCGUCAUCUCAUUGUUCUAUCAACAUAGACAUUCUGAGAAUAACUGUACCUGUGAUCAAAGCUUGUCAAAGUGGUAAUUAUCUCCUCCUCUCAAGGCUGCCAGUAGUGAUUCUGUUGAAAAUAACCCGUCCAUAUUUCAUCUGCAGUCUCUGCGAAUUCCUUUCUGCGGAACCCCGAUAAAGGCGCUCCUCGAAUCCCCAAGCGGAUGACAGAUAAAUGAGACUGGUGUUCCUGAAGAUUACA